AGCAGAUGGAGCGAUGCGACCCCGCUCUACCAGUCACGACAUCCGGGAGCUGCUCAACAGCCUGGCGGAGAAACAGGACCAGUUCGAGGAUCUUCUGUGGAGGCUGGAGCUUCUGCUGGAUUCUGACGAGAUAGAAGACAUGCCACAAAACGUGACGUCGUCAUAUCUGAACGACACCUCUGGCUUCAUGCCCGGGAAUUUAACAGAAGCGGAAGUGAGGUCAACCGGAGAGCAUGACCCCGUGACAAAGACAAUGGUAACCAUGGUGAUUUUCAUCAGUUUGAUCGUGUACGCCAUGAUCAUCAAAGGGAUUCUCUUCUGCAAGGAACUUCAAAAACACUGGUGAAAAGGCGCUGUGAUUGUUAUCAUGAAAAUUAUAACAAACCAAAUUGUUUAUCGCUUUUUUGUGUGCGGACAUCAAGCACCAAGACAAUGACUUGAGUUGGUCACUAGCACAAUUGCAAACAACAAUAAGGAGCGAAGUUUUUGUGCUAUAUCCUUUCGAAUACCAGCUAUUGUUGCUCACCCGACAUUCCGGCAACUGAAAGGGCCGUUAAGCUGAGGUCCACUGUUCAAAGUUGUCAAAAAGAGCGAGGAGAAUUUCACCAUUACACUAGUGGGCCUGUAAAUACUGUACAAAACGCCUGUCACGGCUAGAGAAAGGGUAGCUCUUCAGUGGAGUAAACUGGUUCCAGAUCACUGCAACCAUUUCUGUAUAAAUCAUUUUUGAUAGGUAUGUACACGUCAUCCCAUUCAUAUGGUGUGAUAUGAAGAUUCAUUUUACAACGUUUAAUGGUCCCACACUGCACUGUACGAGAUGUCGAGGUGGACGUACAUUGUGGCUGUGUACGUACUAGUAACAUAUACGUCACUGCGGCAGACAAGCGCCACAUACAGUUAUCUACCUAGUACAUGUACAGUCAUUAAGGAUGACCGAGAAAGUCCAGAAGUCUCUGUAUUCCAGCUUGUUUCAUACGCCUCUACCUGUGAAGACCAUUCGUGUAAAUCACAUGUUGCCAUUGAAAUUUGUAAAAUGGUGGUUUUUGACCCAUUUUUCCUAAUAAAAACGAAUCAUCAAUGUGGUGUUGAAUUAAAGACAAUAUGACGAUGCUGUAUCAUAAGAUUUUAAUGCACCAGCAAGACCACGCAGUCUCAAUUUCUUUGAAAAAAAUUAAUUGGUGCAGUUUUAAUGGUGAUUCAUAAACAAGAUUGCCUUCUCACAUUUGCAGUCCAUACAUGACAACAGAAAAAGACGUCGCGUGAUUUAACAU
This is a messenger RNA of Branchiostoma belcheri (Belcher's lancelet), 1271 nucleotides long. RefSeq lists its product as uncharacterized. The transcript is spliced from 2 exons. Lineage: Eukaryota; Metazoa; Chordata; Leptocardii; Amphioxiformes; Branchiostomatidae. The coding region runs from base 14 to 346 and encodes 110 amino acids. The record is from RefSeq and is a predicted model, not a curated record.